AUGAUCAUCAAGAAACACAACUGGAAAUUCAGUCUUCACUCGAAGAGUGGUGUGAACUCAGAGUGCAGGCAUCAAGGAAUCUUUCAGGAGGAGUCCAGUUCAGGACGCUACCAACUGAACUUCCAGGCAGGAAUCAAUCUCUGCCAGAGCCUGGGGACCACCCUAGCAACAUUAGAACAAGUGAAGAGGGCGCAGAGAGCUGGCUAUGAAACCUGCAGAUAUGGAUGGAUUCAGGGUGGUCUGAUUGCUAUCCCUCGAGUAGUCGGCAUCCCCAAUUGUGCGAAUAACUUUAGAGGGGUCUACACCAUUCAAAAACCAUCCAAUGAUACUUUUGAUGUGUUCUGCUUCAAUGCAACAGAUUAUGAAAGUUGUAGCUCUGAGAUUUCACCACCAACACAGUCUCCUGCUGACCCCAAGGUGAUCAGAGUCAGCCAUGUUCUCACCACCCAUGGAAAACACACUCCCAGCAGCUUACAGACUAGCAGAGUUAUCGAACACCCAGCAACCCAAGCAGCAAAAAGUCGCAAUGUUGUUACUACAGCAACCGUGGCAGCGGAGAGUGAAUCGCCUACCCUCAGGCCAGGACCUGAUGAGUCUUCACCCCAAGGUUCAUCACCAUUACACAUCCAGUCAACGGUGUCACCUUCAGGGAAAUCAGGAGCUACAGAAAAGCAGCGAACGCGAGCUGUAUUCAGUGUGACCGCAGGCUACACAGCAGAGCUGGGCAUGUCUUCCACCAUGCCAGGAUUUGUAGCAAGCAACCUCCCUGAAACCAUGUUGCCAAGUUUGCAAAAGAAUACCAGCGUGGCGACGAAUGGCUCUGGGUACAUUGGCGAUAUGAAACUGUACAAUGAGUCAAACAAGGAAACAGCAAUAAAAAUAAAGAAUCAAGUCACAGAAACCAAAUUAGAACAUCGUUCAGAGACAGAUUUGACCACAAUAGACAGCAUCACUCAUUCUUCCCUCUCUGCACUGAUUUCAGACAACCCCCUUGAAGUGAAUGUAACAAUGAUCCACACCAAGGUCCACAAAGAUGCAUCAGAUUUCCGCCUCACUUCGGAAGAUUCGUUAAUGUUGCAAACAAACACAGAAAGUGGACGCAAGGAGGUGGUCGGUGUAACCGCCACACGGUCUUCUGAAACCACACAAAAGCCUACAAUGGUUGGAAUACACAGGGUUGGGACAGUGUCCAUGCCAGUGACUCCAAAUCCCACUGAGCUACCUCAGGAAACCGUUGCUGGCACCAGACUGUCUCAUUCUGAACCUGUGGUGAAUGACAGAGUGCCAAUCCCUGUCUCACUGUCUCCAACUUACCUACCUACAGAAACUGGGAAUAUUUCUGAAAUGGUGAGCUCCGAAUCUGCCCAGGUGCACUUGGAUCAAGUGAAGGUCACUGCACUUGAUGCCAGAUUGAUACCUUCUGUUGCAGCGCUUUCUGAUUCACCGGAGAAUGGAAGUGCUUUGGAUUUGCUGACGACAGAGCCUACAGAAAUGCUCAGAGAACACAGUACAGACUUGGGUGGUCAUCAAAGGUUUUCUCUCACAGCAUCUCCAGCCCCAGCUGACCUAUUUACAGAAAGCAGGGAUGGUCCCACAGCGAUGCUGAGGUCAGAGACACCACGUCCCUCUCUCAGGCUUCCUCCCAACCUUACAGUGACUACUGGCAUUGCAAGAAUAUCCACCAUCCAAACGGCUAUCCCAAGUUCCAAAUGGGAGAGCCAUUCCGCAGCCAUGGGGACUAUUUCUCAGGAUGUUCGGGUCAAACCAGCUCCAUCUGUAAGGCCCUCUGGCUAUUUGUCUAAAGCAACCACAUCCUCUUCCACCAGAGUGGACCACCCGACCUCCCCUUUGCUUCAGUUAUCGGAAAUGGCCUUGACUGACAUCCCAAGCAAUAGUAAAGAGAAGCACAAAGUUAAACUAAUGGGUCCUUCUUCCAGAAGGAACACGGUUCUGUUAAGGUUAAUGACUACGGGGCUAUCAGAUACCAUCAGGACCCAUGACUUUGGACAAUCUGCCACAUCUCAGCCGAUGACCAAUCCAAUCACAGCAGGUACAGUACAGGACGCUAAGCCAAGCAGCACCAAAACAACAGAUCAGUUUAUUCUGGAUGAUCGCUUUGGUUUAAAGUUACAAACACCGCCACCUGUUGGAGAGAAACCUCCUGAAGCAAGUUUUGACUGGCUGAUCGUGGUGGGAAUUAUCGGGUCUCUUCUCAUCAUUAUAUUUGGCGGACUGCUGACUGCAUACAGUAAAAGGUUGUGUGGACGGAAGAAAAGUUUAGCUAUCACAAGGCCCCAGGAUGAUAAUGCAGCCAUCAUGGACAAUGGGAAUGGGAGAGACCUGGUGGAUGAAUCUGGAGUGAAAGCCGAUAUAAAGAGGUCAGACGAGUGGAUCCAGCUGAUGAGUAAAGAUAAUGUGGAGGUUGUAUCGGAAUCAGCCGAAGCUACCCGGUUAAUGAGUGGUGAAGAAUCAGGACAACCGUCCGAGAGGGAAAUGUUGACGGCCACAGCUGCUGAAGAGGACAGGAGCUAGCGUGGGAAUCGUGGUGGUGACCCAGUUCUGCUCCUGUCAGCACUCUCCAUUUGUCACUGGCUCAAUGCAAAUCUACUAAAUGUGUCUGUCAGCACUUUGAUAAGCUGUGUGUAAAAUCCCGCAAAGUUCUGUAAACACCAGUGGCUACGAUGCCUGCUCGAAAGCACCAGUAUAUCUGCAUAAGCACAGAGUGAUCUACCUUCCCUUCCCGUGUUGAACUGCAUUUCAUUCCUUGGGUCCAUCAAUAUGUUGAAUAUAUCCAACUGCUUUGCUCUCAUAUCAGCCAGUGUCAACAACAUGCCAUCCUCACACGUCGUCUCUGUCAUUGUUGGUCCCUUUUUCACUUCAGGUUGCCCUCAUUCUCUUCCCGUGUUGGAAUGUGUAGUUGCAAUGUUGUGGCUUGAUGCUUUCAUGUCAGAUCCUAUCAGUCACGUGUUGGAUCAAUUCACUUGUGUGUCACUGUGGUGUCGAGCUUUUCCACCUUGCUGUCAGACUAUGCCAGUGCCCUGGGCUGUUUUCAUAUGAAAUGCUUCUCCUUCUCCAUCAGCUAUCACUCCCCUCCCUGGAUUUAUCCCUAUUAUUCUACACCCUGGGACUGAGGGGCCAAAUGGAUAACAGCCUGUUCAAUAAGCUGUAGGGAAAGGGAUGUAGGACAAUGGCCCCAUUUGGAACAAAGUGAGAGACUGCUUUAAUAGAGCUAGGAUAAUAUUGAGAGUGACAAAUUCACUUGAAUCAGGAUUCUUAGCAAAGCCACAGUGAAGUUAGUCCGCUAAACUUUAGCCCUGUUUAAAUUCACAGCACCCUCCGAUUUCGUAUUUUUGAAUAAACUGCCAAUCUCCUCUCAAAGAUUGCGAGGAGUCAGGAGUAUGGAAUUGAAUGAAGCAGGGAGUUUUAUCCCAUAGAGGGAGUCAGACAGCAGUGUCAGAACGGCAGCGAUAUGUUUUAUUCACAACCACCUGUACUGAGAGUGUUUGAUCCCAGUUCAGAGGGAACUUACCCCGGAUUUAAAAUUCACUUCACUUCUCAUUCAGUGGCUAAAUCUGAAGAGUGUCUAAUUCCCAGAACCAAUAAAUCCCCAUGGCCUUUUGGAGAUGGGCUUCAUCAUAUUGAGGAACGGAAAAUCACUGUAAAUAUAAUAAAAUAGUCAACAGUCCAGUGUAUGAAGGAAUGAUGUGUUAAUAGUUUGUUUAUACUAUACUUCUAUUUUUAAUAACUGCUUGUAAUAUUGUGCAAUGCCAGUCUAGAUAACAAUGUAUUGGAGCCUCCUGGGCUACCCCCUCAGAGUAAGGGUAUGCUGUUUGAGCACCUCAGUGUUGCAGACUGCAGCUCACUGUCUUUGCCAUGUCUGUGAGCUGCAGGAGUUGUAUAUCCAAUCCAUAGUCUGUCUUAACCAUGACUGAACCUGCUCCCUGUGCAAGUGAGAGGCACCAUUCACACAGACCAGUGUCCUGGCAAUGUCAACACUCCCAACAUUUUAGACUUCCAACCGACCACUUCCAGCCUUCUCACCCGUCCACCUCCCCGGCUUGGUUUGCAUUUGAAGAGGCAGAUUGGCGUUUUGG
This is a messenger RNA of Chiloscyllium plagiosum (whitespotted bambooshark), 4094 nucleotides long. The record is from RefSeq and is a predicted model, not a curated record. Lineage: Eukaryota; Metazoa; Chordata; Chondrichthyes; Orectolobiformes; Hemiscylliidae.